AUGUCGGAAUCUGUUUUAGGCUCUUCAGCUCGUCAACGCUUAGAAUCAUUUCUUUUACUUUCCAAGUCUGCCAAGGGCAGCGCAUGUGUACAACUGAUCAAAGAUGCUUUAGGAGCUCCAGGUGUUUAUGUAUUUGCAGAACUGUUAGACAUGCCAAAUAUAGCAAAGCUUCGAAACAAUGAACAAUACCAACCCUAUCACACAUUGUUAAGGCUUUUCUCAUAUGGAACUUAUAAAGAUUACAAAGAUAAUGUUGAAACAUUACCACCAUUGGAUGAUGCACAAUUAAACAAACUUAAACAUCUGUCAAUUGUAUCUUUAUCCGAAGAAGCACAAACAAUUCCAUAUGAUACAUUAUUAAAAUACUUUGAUAUACCUAAUGUUCGAGAACUCGAGGAUUUGAUUAUCGAUGCAAUAUAUCAAGAUGUUAUUAAAGGUAAAUUAGAUCAGAAAAGAAAGCAACUUGAGGUUGAGUAUACAAUGGGAAGAGACUUACGCCCAGGGCAAAUAGAUCAUAUGUUACAAGUUUUAAAUGCCUGGUCUCACACAUCCGAAGAAAUUCUAAAAUCAAUUGAUGCAAAAAUUAUUAAAAUUCCAUGGAAUAUCAUGAUGAAAAUUUUAAAGGUGGUAGAACAGGAAAAAGAUGGUAGAACUUAG
This is a messenger RNA of Entrophospora candida, 657 nucleotides long. Lineage: Eukaryota; Fungi; Glomeromycota; Glomeromycetes; Entrophosporales; Entrophosporaceae. The record is from the annotation of a GenBank genome assembly.